ACGGCAGCUGUGUUGACUGCUGGAUGGAGGUUCGGGUUUGGUAGAGAUGUCUGAGCAUAGUAAUGAAGACAGCGGGGAGCCGCAGGAGCUAGCAGUUACCGGGGAUCCUCUGGCCUUGCCAUGGGACCGCUUCUCAGCCUGGCUUCACUGUAUCUGUGUGGUGGGCUUUGAUCUGGAGCUGGGCCAGACUGUGGAGGCAUUAUACCCACCAAAUGCAAAGCUAACUGAUAAAGAGAAAACCAGUAUCUGUUACUUGUCAUUCCCAGACUCAAAUUCAGGUUGUCUUGGAGACACUCAGUUUUGCUUCAGAUUUCGUCAAUCUGCUGGCAGGAAGACGUCCCUGCAUUGUAUUUUGGACCACAGUGACAGAGAAUCACCUGUUUAUUUAAAGAAAGAUCCGUCCUGUUUCUAUGGUUACGUUUAUUUUCGACAAGUCAAAGACAAGACAUUAAAAAGAGGCUAUUUUCAAAAGUCAUUAGUGUUGAUCAGCAAACUUCCUUAUAUCAAUUUUUUCCACACUGUACUGAAGCGAAUUGCGCCGGAGUAUUUUGAAAGAGGAGAUCCAUGUUUGGAAGCAGCUUGCAGUGAUAUAGAUCGUUGGCCCGCACCUCUUCCAGGGAAAACGUUAAACCUGCCAAUUAUGGGAGUUGUGCUAAAGGUGCGAAUUCCAACCUGUUCGGACAAGCCAGGAACAACGCUCAUACAACAGUCAGAUGCACAGAUCUCUAUCACGUUACCAACCAUUCAUGAAGUUGAUAUCUUCCGGUGCUUUUCUCCAGUGUUCUUCCAUAUCCAACUACUGUGGGAGCUUGUGUUGUUGGGGGAACCCCUUGUUGUCAUGGCUCCCUCCCCAUCACAGUCAUCCGAGACCGUUUUAGCUCUUGUAGGAUGUAUCUCACCUUUAAAGUACUGCAGUGAUUUUCGGCCAUAUUUCACAAUUCAUGACACAGAGUUCAAGGAAUAUACCACCCGCACGCAAGCUCCGCCAUCUGUAAUCUUUGGAGUGACAAAUCCAUUUUUUGCAAAAACAUUACAGCACUGGCCUCAUAUAAUCCGUAUCGGAGAUCUUAAGCUUGCAGGCGAUAUUCCAAAACAAGUAAAGGUGAAAAAGUUGAAAAAUCUGAAAACCUUGGAUUCAAAACCAGGGGUAUAUAGCUCUUACAAACCGUACCUGAACAGAGAUGAUGACAUUAUCAAACAGUUGCAGAAGGGUGUUCAGCAGAAGCGGCCAUCAGAGGCUCAGAAUGCUAUUUUACGAAGAUAUUUACUUGAGCUCACGCAGAGUUUCAUCAUCCCACUAGAACGAUAUGUUGCCAGUCUGAUGCCGCUACUGAAAAGUAUAUCAGCUUGGAAGAGUCCUCCUCAGCUGAAAAUCUUUAGCCAAGAAGAGUUCAUGAAAACGCUCGAAAAGACAGGUCCCCAGCUUACCUCCAGAUUAAAAGGAGACUGGAUUGGACUCUACAGACAUUUCUUGAGGUCACCCAAUUUUGAGGGCUGGUUUAGAAUGCGCAGGAAAGAGAUGACUCAGAAACUUGAAGCUCUGCAGCUUGAAGCACUCAGUAAUGAGGAUUUACUAAUCUGGGUGCAGAAACAUUCUGAAGUUGAAUCUGUGGAUUUGGUGUUGAAGCUAAAAAAUAAACUGGUAAAGGCCGAGCUUGACCACCUCCCAAUGAAUAAAGAUACUUUAGAAAAACUGAAAGGCCACGUUGACGCAAUCAUUCGGGAACUUCCUGAGGAUCUACAAGGAAUUCUGCAGAAAACGUCCUCCACCUCAUGACAAAGACUGGGCAGACAAGCUGAAGCUUGGUUUCCUUCAUUGUAAAACAGCAGCGCUAGUGCGUAGACAAUAUCGCUUUACACUCAGAAGAGGUCAGCCGCACUUUCUAGUAUUUGUCACUGGCCUCUUCAAGAUAUAAUGUACAUAGACUCAUUCUUUUAAUACUUAAAUGUAGAUAAUACAGAAUAAAGGACAACAGUAGGGAAAGCACAUUGUAUCUAUUUGUGUUAAAGGGAUAUGAAACCCAACGUUUUUCUUUCAUGAUUCAGAUAGAGCUAUUUUAAAUAAUGUUCUAAUUUACUUCUAUUAUGAAAUUGUCUUUGUUCUCUUGCUAUCUUUAGUUAAAAAGCAGUGACAUAUGCUUAGGAGCCGGCCCAUUUCUGCAGCAGUUUUGCAAGAAUGUUUACCAUUUGCAAGAGCACUAUCUGGCAGCACUAUUUCCUGCCAUGUAGCGCUCUAGAUGCUACCUAGGUAUCUCUUCAACACAGAAUAUCAUGGAAUGAAGCAAAUUUGAUAAUAGAAGUCAAUUUGAACAUUUUUAAAACGGUAUGGUCUGUCUGAGUCACACAAGAAAAUGUUUGGGUUUCAUAUCCCUUUAACUUUCUAACAUUACCAGAUGUUACUAUCAGGAGAUAUAUAGAUUGACACUUAUAAUAUGAACAGGGUUAUAUGCAACAUGAAAUCGCUUCAUUCCUAGUGAAACAAAUACCACGGCCUUACAGUGGUUCUGCAUCUGCUUUUAUACUUUGAUACGCGUGACUUGUAUAUGUGCAUUUAGUUUUCAAGAUAAGUUCUCAAAGCGAGAUGGAGUUAAAAUCAUGAACAAAUAUGUUCCUAUAUAUGGGCAUUUCAGCUAUAAAUUUACAGGCUACACUUACACAGUGCUGGCACUGUAGUGGGAUCUUUAUCAAUCAUGUUCGAACAAAGCAGAGGCGACUAUUUGUCGCAAGUGACAUUGGAUUUUGGUAGUGCCUUUGUAAACACACAUCUAUCCUCAAGCAAAAGCUGUCUUACAGAUGAAAGCGAUUAUUUUUAAUACCUUUUCGUAAAAUAAUUGUGUUAAAUGGGAUAUCGGUAACUGAUUUGUCUGAAGUCAAAUAUGAGCAGGCUUUAAAGGGAUGUGAAACACUUUAUAAUUAGACUAUAAAAAGUUUAGUUAUGCACAGUAAAAACGUUGUAGUAUGUUUUCAUUAUUUAAAUACCCUCCUUUUCCUGUAAUUGAAAAGGAAACGAUUACAAUUCUCUACGGCAUGUCAUUUUUGCACUACCCAUCUUACAACUCUAAAUAGUUAACUUCCACAGUGAGUUAAAAGCACAUGAAACCCAAAUUUUGUAUUUUGUGAAUCGUAUAGAACAUGCAAUAUUAAACAACUUUUCAAUUUACUUAUAUUCUCAAAUUUCUUCAUUCUCUUGGUAUCCUUUAUUGAAAGAGCAGUAAUGCACUACUGGGAGCUAGAUGAACACAUUGGGUGAACCGGUGAGCAGAGGCAUAUAUGUGCAGCCACCAAUCGGCAGCUAGCUCCCAGUAGAGCAUUGUAGCUCCUGAGCCUACCUAGGUAAUCUUUUCAACAAAGGAUGCUAAGAGAAUGAAGCAGAUUAGAAGUACACUGGUUAAAUGUUUAAAAUGGUAUGCUUAAUCUGAACCAUAAAAGUUUCAUUUUGACUUUACUGUUCCUUUUAAAAACAUAAAUAAAGUCCUGCUCAGGAGCAGCAGAGAACUAGUCUCGAGCAGGAAACCACUGUUGAGCCAGUCUGCAGAGGUAAUCGCACAAAUACGCCAAUCCCUGGCUGUGAUCAGCUCUUAUAGUUUCAUGGUGAGCUGUGCAAAAAUGAGAUGUUGUAAUGAACUGGAGCAUAUUAUUGUUACACUAUUCUUUUAAUUCCGACACUACAGACUUCAAAAGCUUAAAGGGACAUUAAACAUAAAAUUUUGUCUUUAAUGAUUCAGACAGAGCAUACAAUUUUAAACAACUUUCCAAUUUACUUCUAUUAUCUAAUUUGCUUCAUUCCCUUGACAUGCUUUGUUGAAAAGCAUAUCUUGAUUGGCUCAGGAGCUUGGAGCUAGCUGCUAAUUAGUGGAUGAAUUUGUAUGCCCAUUUUCAUUCGCUUCCAAAUGUGUUCUGCUUUCUCACAGGAGUGCAUUGCUGCUGCUUCAAUAAAAGGUACCAAGCAAAUGAAGCAAAAUUGAUUAGAGUAGUAAUUUGGAAAGUUGUUUAAAAAUGUAUAAUCUAUCUGAAUCAUGAAAUCUAUCUGAAUCAUGUCCCUUUAAAUCUGCUAGAUAUCUGUCUCUGAUUGGCAAAAGCAGAGAUAAGGAAUUGCAAAAGUUUUCCUGACAUUUGGCUAUAGAAAAACAAUUGCAGCAGACAAGGUGUUGAAGGGACAUAAUACCCAUAUGCUAAAUUACUUGAGUGAAGCAGCAUAACUGUACCCUAACAUCUCUAUGCAAAAAAGGGAAUAUAUUUUACCUCAAAAUGUCUUCAUCUCAGAACUGUAAGUGCUAUAUUCUUCAUCUACUGUCAGCUGCAAGUAAAAAAAAAAGCUCACCAGCAGUGCUGAGGUCAUGCAUUUCUUUGCUGUGAUCUCAUAAGAUUUUACUAAAAAAUAAACUAAACAUGUAAAUAACAUGACUGUGCCUGCACAUGCCAGAUGCAGACUCCCUUGCAAGUCCUGGAACAAACAUCCUGAUUGGCUAUUGAAAGUCCCUUUACAACGGGAUGUGGCUACUGAGGAAAUUUUUAGGUAAAAUGUCUUCCUUUUUUACAUAGAGAUGUUUAGGUGAUAUUUUAUAGCCAGAUUGCUAUGCUGCAUCACUUUCAAGUGCUUCAACAUUUAAGUAUCAUGUCCCUUUAAUACAUUCAGAAAGUUUUCAGUUUGUCUGUGUGUUAAUUUAUUGGAAGAUGACUGAAAAGUCUUGUAAUUACAAGGGGGUCAAUGUCCCUUUAAGGUCUAUAAAUUCCAGCACUUUAACUUUUCAUGUCAAAAUAUGUUUUUAAGCACAUAAAACAGCCUGGUAAAUAUUUUUUCCUGCUGAAAAA
Molecule: messenger RNA, 4812 nt
Organism: Bombina bombina (fire-bellied toad)
Lineage: Eukaryota; Metazoa; Chordata; Amphibia; Anura; Bombinatoridae
Gene: DENND6A
Product: DENN domain containing 6A
Exons: 20
Coding region: 47-1777 (576 amino acids)
Cellular component (GO): recycling endosome
Molecular function (GO): guanyl-nucleotide exchange factor activity
Source: RefSeq, a predicted model, not a curated record